CGGAGAGAAAAAAAGUCCAGUGGCAACUCAACUGUCUCCACUUCGUGAUUGUCUAGUUUUGUUAGGGAAGAAGAAGAAACUUUAGUAGAAAGAGAAAAUUGUCAUAUCAUUAAAAAGUACACUGCUCAACAGCUCAAAAUGACGAAUACCAAUUUUGAGAUGGAAGUGGACGAAAAGUCCUCAAAGGGUGAGGGUUUCCGACCAUACUAUAUUACUAAGAUUGAGGAGUUGCAGCUGAUAGUGGCUGAGAAGAGCCAGAAUCUGCGGCGUCUGCAGGCUCAGAGGAAUGAACUGAAUGCGAAAGUUCGCAUGUUGCGAGAGGAGCUGCAGCUGCUCCAGGAGCAGGGCUCUUACGUGGGUGAGGUGGUAAAGCCAAUGGACAAGAAGAAGGUGCUUGUGAAAGUGCAUCCUGAGGGAAAGUUUGUAGUCGAUCUGGACAAGAACAUCGACAUCAACGAUGUGACACCUAACUCGCGCGUCGCACUGCGUAACGAGAGUUACACUCUACACAAGAUCCUCCCAAACAAGGUGGACCCCCUGGUAUCACUUAUGAUGGUAGAGAAGGUCCCGGACUCUACGUAUGAGAUGGUGGGAGGCUUGGACAAACAGAUCAAGGAGAUAAAGGAAGUGAUAGAACUGCCAGUCAAACACCCUGAGCUCUUUGAUGCUCUUGGAAUUGCACAGCCCAAGGGAGUCCUUCUCUAUGGGCCACCUGGCACUGGCAAAACUCUGCUGGCCCGUGCUGUCGCUCAUCACACUGAGUGUACCUUCAUUCGAGUGUCCGGAUCCGAACUGGUCCAGAAGUUCAUCGGAGAGGGCUCUAGAAUGGUGCGAGAACUUUUCGUCAUGGCUAGGGAGCACGCUCCAUCCAUCAUCUUCAUGGACGAGAUCGACUCGAUCGGCUCGUCACGUAUCGAGUCCGGCAGUGGCGGAGACUCCGAGGUCCAGAGGACUAUGUUGGAGUUGCUCAACCAGUUGGAUGGUUUUGAGGCCACCAAAAACAUCAAGGUAAUCAUGGCUACCAACCGUAUCGACAUCCUGGACCCUGCUCUGCUGCGACCUGGUCGUAUUGACCGCAAGAUCGAGUUUCCCCCACCAAACGAAGAGGCUCGUCUGGACAUCCUUCGCAUCCACUCGCGCAAGAUGAACCUGACACGUGGCAUCAACCUACGCAAGAUCGCAGAACUCAUGCCGGGUGCUUCUGGAGCUGAAGUGAAGGGGGUUUGCACCGAGGCAGGGAUGUAUGCUCUUAGGGAGAGAAGAGUUCAUGUCACCCAAGAGGAUUUUGAGAUGGCAGUGGCCAAGGUCAUGCAGAAAGACUCUGAGAAGAACAUGUCGAUAAAGAAACUCUGGAAGUAAUUCUGUCUGUCUUGCACUGGCAGAAAUCAAAAUUGUCAUUCAAUAUUAUCAAUGUUUGUGAAUAAAAUAAUGUAGCUUCAAUAAAUUAAUUUUCUAUACUA
Messenger RNA from Homalodisca vitripennis (glassy-winged sharpshooter), 1460 nucleotides. RefSeq names its product 26S proteasome regulatory subunit 8 (gene Rpt6). The coding region runs from base 139 to 1359 and encodes 406 amino acids. Gene Ontology annotation, molecular function: ATP binding; proteasome-activating activity; ATP hydrolysis activity. Lineage: Eukaryota; Metazoa; Arthropoda; Insecta; Hemiptera; Cicadellidae. The transcript has 8 exons. Gene Ontology annotation, cellular component: proteasome regulatory particle, base subcomplex. Gene Ontology annotation, biological process: proteasome-mediated ubiquitin-dependent protein catabolic process. The record is from RefSeq and is a predicted model, not a curated record.